CUCCCUUAGACGACACCAAAACCGUGUUACCUGUCAAUAAUACACGCAACCCUUCAAACUGGAUUUAGGAACGACAAAUAUUUGAACAUGCUUGGAUGAUAAACGAAGCAUGGUUUGAGACAAGCAAAGAAGAUAAGAGGAGGGAUAGUUGGGUCGUCUUCCUGAGUUAGUCCUGCACUAUCGACACCACAGCCAUGGCAGAAAGCAGUAAUUCUUACGACUUGGCCAAGACGGACUUGAAUGAGAAAAAUGAGAAGAACCAAACAGAGGACUCUUCCACAGCAGCAUCUACGUAUUUCAAUGAACGGAUACCCAUCCCUGAUGUUGGGAAUCCACGGUUCAGUUUCCGGAAACUAUGGGCUUUCACUGGGCCAGGCUUUCUGAUGAGCAUAGCUUACCUGGAUCCAGGGAAUAUAGAAUCCGAUCUGCAGUCUGGUGCCGUUGCUCAGUUCAAGCUGCUAUGGGUUCUACUGGCGUCCACCCUCCUGGGACUGAUGUUGCAGCGUCUGUCUGCCCGCCUCGGAGUUGUCACGGGGAUGCAUCUAGCCGAGGUCUGUUACCGGCAGUACCCUAAGUCAUCCCGUCUAAUAUUGUGGAUCAUGGUAGAGAUAGCCAUCAUUGGCUCCGACAUGCAAGAGGUCAUCGGAACGUCCAUUGCUAUAUAUAUAUUAUCAAAUGGAAAAAUCCCUCUGUAUGGUGGAGUAAUCAUCACUAUAGCAGACACCUUCACAUUCCUGCUGCUGGACAAAUACGGCCUACGGAAGUUGGAAGCUUUCUUCGCCUUCCUGAUCACUGUGAUGGCAGUAACAUUUGGCUAUGAGUACAUAGUGGUGGCCCCUGACCAGGGUGAGGUGAUGAAGGGGCUGUUUAUCCCAUACUGCAGUGACUGUGGCUCCACUCAGCUGAUGCAGGGGAUCGCCAUGGUGGGGGCUAUCAUCAUGCCCCACAAUAUCUACCUACAUUCAGCACUUGUCAAGUCCAGAGAAGUAGACCGGAGCAAGAAGACUGAAGUCAGUGAGGCCAACUUCUACUUCUUUGUAGAAGCUAUAAUUGCCUUAUUUGUGUCCUUCAUUAUCAACCUGUUUGUGGUGUCAGUGUUUGCUGAAGGACUUUACAACAAAACCACAGAUGAGAUUUACAAAAGCUGUCUUGCCGCUGACAACAUACAUGCAUCUGUCUUUAAUGUGAGUGAUGGGGCUGAUAAUCUGGUUACAGUCGACAUCUACAGAGGGGGAGUGUUUCUAGGAUGUCAGUUCGGAGUCGCUGCCAUGUACAUUUGGGCAGUAGGGAUCCUGGCCGCCGGUCAAAGUUCCACCAUGACUGGCACUUACACUGGACAGUUUGUGAUGGAGGGUUUCUUGAACUUGACGUGGAAGAGAUGGCAGCGUGUGUUACUGACCCGAAGCAUCGCCAUCCUUCCAACAGUGUUUGUAGCAAUAUUCCAAGGCAUCGAGAACCUGACUGUGAUGAACGACCUGCUCAAUGUGCUGAUGAGUCUUCAGCUGCCCUUCGCCCUCAUCCCCAUCCUGACCUUCACCAGCUCCCCUGAGAUCAUGGGGAGCUUCUCCAACGGCGUUAUCAUGAAGAUCAUAACUACCCUUCUGGCUGUGGUCGUUAUUGUCAUCAACCUCUUCUUCGUCGUCGUCUACAUCCAGCAAGCACCUGCUCACUGGGCUAUUUACCUUGGUGUGGCCAUCAUUGUUGCCUUCUACAUUUGUUUUGUUGCCUAUCUGGCUAUAGUUUGUAUGGCAAUGAUGGGAGCAGAUUUUCUCAAGAAACUUUCGAUAUUUGGCCACUGGAUUGUCCCUAGAAGCAGCAGCCACCUUCAGCAUGAUGCCAUCGACGGCGAACCGGCGACUGAGAUGUCAACUGCAGCCAACGAGACCAAUAAACAAUUGUAUCGAAGCAUUCCAGAAUAACCAUGUUUUAGAUUAUUUUUACGAAUAAACUAUAUUUAGUCCAUAUAUAUAUAUAUAUACUUAAAGGAGUAAAACCGAUCACAUCCUUGAAUACUGGAUCCUGGAAUACUAUGAUGUCAUCCUUGAAUGCAGUGAUGUCAUCCUGGAAGAAUGUGAUGUCAUCCUUGAAUGCUGUGAUGUCAUCCUUGAAUGCUGUGAUGUCAUCCUUGAAUGCUGUGAUGUCAUCCUGGAAGAAUGUGAUGUCAUCCUUGAAUGCUGUGAUGUCAUCCUCGAAGAAUGUGAUGUCAUCCUGGAAGAAUGUGAUGUCAUCCUUGAAUGCUAUGAUGUCUUCCUUGAAUGGUGUAAUGUCAUCCUUGAAUACUGUGAUAUGGAUGAAGUUACACGCUUUCUUGACAACUAAACUCACAUUGUGAGAAGAAAAUAACUGAUGAAAUAAAUAAAGUUGUUAAGAAUUUA
Molecule: messenger RNA, 2375 nt
Organism: Haliotis rubra (blacklip abalone)
Lineage: Eukaryota; Metazoa; Mollusca; Gastropoda; Lepetellida; Haliotidae
Product: natural resistance-associated macrophage protein 2-like
Exons: 14
Coding region: 195-1919 (574 amino acids)
Biological process (GO): metal ion transport
Cellular component (GO): plasma membrane
Molecular function (GO): manganese ion transmembrane transporter activity; cadmium ion transmembrane transporter activity; iron ion transmembrane transporter activity
Source: RefSeq, a predicted model, not a curated record